GUUAUGCAACACGUGUACAGCGCUGAAUAGCUGCAAAUGAAAAAGGUUCCAGAAUAAUAUAAGAAUUGAAGAAAAAGGAAAGUGCCCAAAUGAAUCCGCAAGACGACGGCGGCCAUUAGAAAUAGUCGCUGCCAAGAAACACUCCAAGGAAACCGUCUUGUGCGUGUGCGUAUGUGCCAAAGGUGUUUCUCCGGGACGCGUGCGCCGAUGACGCUAUGUACGAGGUCGCGACACUGACCGGCAGCAGCAAACUAUUACUUCUAGACGCGUACCAGGCGUACACACUCGACGCUCGUGGUGGUCUCUCGGUGGGGGGUGCGGAAGAAGCGGGCUGCUACAUCAUGGGUCAGUCUUCGUCCUCCGGGACGGCGGCCGGCAGCAGCAACAACAACAACAAUGGCAGCAGCCAUGGGACGGCGGCGGGCCGGAAUGGGAAGAAGAUGUACCACCGGCACAGUUCGGUUCAGCCGGCCCUCGCCAGCAUACGGUUGCUGAAGAAGGAGAACUCGUUCACGGUCGGUGGAAGUGGCAAGGACGGGGGUAGUGGGGGUAGCGGAGGCCGAUUGCUGCGGGACUCGAUGGUGAAGGCGCGCACGGAGAGUAAGAACAUCGACCAGUACGGGUUGCUACUGACGAAUGGUGGUGCGGGGACGGCCGUUCCGACGACGAACGGAGCGACGGCCGCCUCCCAGGCCACGACGGCAAGCAACGAACUGACGACUCUGCUUUCGUCCGCCGCCGACGUCGACCGCUCGUCGACAUCGGUCGUGGGGGCGGGAACGAACGGAGGGACCAGCAGUAGCAAGGAGUUUUUCAAGUCGGGCGACGACACGUACCACCGCACGGACUGCUGCUACUAUCGCACGAUGGACAACGGCUACCACAAGCUGCCCUCCGACUCGUACCACAAGACGACCGAGGGUUGCUACGUGAAGAUGGCCGACGGGAGCUUCCGGCGGUUGGAUUACGCCGGGGAGGCAGGGGGCAGCGCGACGACCGUCGAGGCCGAUCCAGUGGCCACGCCAGCGGUCCAAUACCGGGUGCGCAAUCCGAUGAUGAAGUUCCUGAAGCGCUCCAAGUCCCAUACGCCCGCCACGAUCGCGCAGUUGGCGAAGGAGAAGGAACAGCGCGAGAAGAAAGCGGCGGGUGCGGCGCACCACCAUCGCCUUAGUACGAUCCAGUCUUCGGAGGCCGAAGCAGCGGCGGCUGCAGCGGCCGCAGCAGCACUCCUGCAGCAUGCCACACACCACCACCACCAUCACCACCAACAGUCGCAGCAUCAACAGCAGCACUCGAAAGCGGUGGCCACGACUCCGUCCGCCUCCCUGCUGGUGUCUCAGCCUGCCAAUCUCACCAACGGUCAGUACGCGAAUCAGUCCCACCACUCGCACCACCACCAUCAUCACCCGCACCAGCAACAACAUCCGCCGUCGGCGUCAUCGAUCGUGGAGUCGUCCGGCUCGAACGCCGCCGGCAAGCAGCAGCAAUCCAGUUCCACCGCCGCCGUGCCAGCAGCUGCGCACCAGAACCGCCGGGUGAUGGUGACGAUGAUCGAUGGUGGGCUGCCAGUGGUGGCCAAGAGCAAGCCCAUCCACGACAAACCCAAAAGUGCCAAAGCCCGCGUCCAGGAUGUCAAGAGGGACAAGGGUUCACCAAAUAUGCAAAUGCGCGGUACGCCGGCACGAUGGCGGUCGGGCGAGGAGCACAUCGGCAAGUACAAGCUUCUCAAAACCAUCGGCAAGGGAAACUUUGCGAAGGUAAAACUGGCGAAGCACGUCCCCACGAACAAAGAGGUCGCCAUCAAGAUCAUCGAUAAGACCCAGCUGAAUCCUUCUUCGCUGCAGAAGCUAUACCGGGAGGUACGGAUAAUGAAAAUGCUCGAUCAUCCGAACAUCGUGAAGCUGUUUCAGGUGAUCGAGACGGAGAAAACGCUUUACUUGGUAAUGGAGUACGCGUCCGGUGGUGAAGUGUUUGACUAUCUCGUAGCCCACGGUAAAAUGAAAGAAAAAGAAGCCCGCGCCAAGUUCCGACAAAUCGUAUCCGCCGUACAAUACUGCCAUCAGAAGCGAAUUAUACACAGAGAUUUGAAAGCGGAAAAUCUUUUGCUCGAUAGCGAGAUGAACAUCAAGAUAGCGGAUUUCGGUUUUUCGAACGAGUUUACCCCCGGCUCGAAACUAGAUACGUUCUGCGGCUCGCCACCGUACGCUGCACCUGAACUGUUUCAGGGCCGCAAGUACGAUGGUCCAGAGGUAGACGUGUGGUCGCUGGGUGUGAUUCUAUACACGCUGGUCAGCGGGUCACUGCCAUUCGACGGGGCCACGCUGAAAGAGCUGCGCGAGCGCGUGCUGCGGGGAAAGUAUCGCAUUCCCUUCUACAUGUCGACCGAUUGUGAGGUCCUGCUGAAGAAGUUCCUCGUUCUGAACCCAUCGAAGCGUGCCAGCCUCGAAACCAUCAUGAAAGACAAAUGGAUGAACAUGGGUUACGAGGAUGAUGAACUGAAGCCGUACAUCGAACCGUUGCCCGAUCUUAAAGAUCAGAAACGGAUAGGUAAGACGGAAGCGUUAGUCGCGAUGGGCUACAAUAGGCAAGAUAUUGAAGAUUCAUUGGCAAACACCAUGUACGAUGACGUAUUCGCAACUUAUCUACUGCUUGGAAGAAAAAGCACCGACUCCGAGUCGGACGGCUCCCGGUCCGGAUCGUCCCUGUCGUUACGUAACAUUGCCGGCAACGAGGGUGCCGCAGCCGGUAACUCCCAGGUGCAAAGCCCUACGCAUCGCGGCGUGCACCGAAGCAUAUCCGCGUCCAGCACGAAGCCAAGCCGACGAGCUUCCAGCGGUGGAGAAACUCUACAAAUCUUUCAACGCUUCAUUACAGGCGUCGGUCCCACGACGGCCGUGGCCGCAGCGGCGGCGGCCGCCGCCGUUGGUGCUGGCGGUGGUGGUGGCGGAGGUGGAGGUGGAGGUGCGGGUACUGGCGGUGUCGCCAACAUUGUAUCGGCAGGCGGGGCAGCUGGUACGGUGGUCGGUGGUGGUGCCGGAGGUGGUACGACUGGCGUCACUGGCAACAGCGUCCUCGGCGGGCCCAACAGCAAUCACAACUCGGGCAUUGGCAGUGGCAGUAGUGCAUCUGAAAGAACAUCAAUUAGCAGUAACUUCAAGCGUCAGAACACAAUCGACUCAGCGACGAUCAAGGAAAAUACGGCCAGAUUGGCCGCUCAAAACCAGAGACCGGCAUCGAGCAUAACUAAACCGAUAGCCUCGGUAGAAAACUCAUCGAUCUCCAGCCCGGCAAAAGCGCGUACUACCAGCAGCAGUACCAGUACCAAGUAUGAUCCUAGCAAUGGCUCACGAACGGUAGGCCCCAGUGCCGGCUUUAUGCCCAGACGGUCAACGACGCUCUACGAGAAAACAUCGUCGACAGAAAAGACAAAUUCCACCACGGACCCAACGUAAGUGUCCAACAGUUUCGUCGCACCAAUUCCCGAAUUCAACCGUGGCAACCCGACAUCGACAACCGCCAGUGGUGGUGGUGGUGGCGGUGGUAACGGUGGCGCGGUUGCUGGCAGUGGCAUUAACACCACCGGAACAGCAGCCAACAUCGGAAGCACAUCCAGCACCACCGGAACCACCAACGGCAGUGGUACAGCCAACAGUGGCGGUGGUGUUAGUGGUGGUGCCGGCGGUGUUGGCCAAGGUGGUGGUGGUGUUGGAAGCGUCGGUGGCGGUGGUAGUAGCGUUGGAGGCGGCGGCGGUACUGGUAAAGGACAUGUAAAGAGCGCAUCUGUCUCAAGUCCCGGACCGUCGGCCGAUAGUACUACCAAUAAUGCCGCCAGCAACGAUCCCCUCAGACAAAGUUCCAUGGUGAAUCGCAAUAGUCUUACACCAGCCGUUACUUCUUCCAGACAACCGGUUGCAUUUCCCAGGAAUGUUCCGUCGCGAUCGACUUUCCAUUCGGGCCAAACUAGAUCCCGAAAUAGCACAGUGUACGCCGGAGCUGGUGGGAACGUCGGUGAUUCGCCACACUCUGGCAAGACUUUCUUGCAAAGACUUACAACCAGGUUUAGCAAACGGCCCAACGAAGGCCAAGCAAAUACUUCAACAAAUUCGGCUAGUGGAUCAAACACGGAGGAACCAGUGAAACCACGUGUGUUGCGUUUCACGUGGUCCAUGAAGACAACAUCCCCCCGAUUACCGGACGAGAUUAUGGCCGAAAUUCGGUCCGUGCUGGACAAGAACAAUUGUGAUUAUGAGCAGCGUGAACGGUUCGUUCUGCUGUGUGUACAUGGAGACCCGAACACCGAUUCACUGGUUCAGUGGGAAAUCGAGGUCUGCAAGCUUCCCCGGCUAUCGCUCAAUGGCGUUCGAUUCAAGAGAAUAUCGGGCACCAGCAUCGGAUUCAAGAACAUCGCGUCAAAGAUCGCGUAUGAUCUACGUCUGUGACUCGAUACAAAAUCGGAAGAGUAUCACUCGGUCGGGAGCGAUACGCCCCAGGAUGAUAGCGGUCAAGGCGAUGACGAUGGUAGCGAUGGUGGCGCUGGCGGCGGCGGAUGCGGUGGUACCGAUAGUGUCGGUGGCGUCGCAGAAACGCAGUCCGAUCCAGAGCAAAAGCACGGCAGUGAAACUCGAAACGAACAGAAAGAAGGCGGCAGCAGAGGAGGAGAUGAUGUAAAGGAAAGGGAAAGUAACGGCAAGAAAGCACUGGGGGUUGCGAUCGGUGAAGCAGAUGCGGUUAGGAUUCGAUCAAAACACUCCACGAACACUCCGAACAAGCGAUGGUCACUGGUGGUCGUGGAUGGGAGGUCCUCGAUGCGUUGCAAGGAUAAAAAUAAGAGCAAUCAACAGCACCAAUACCAUCACCAUCCCCACCGACACCACCUGCACCAACAGGAGCAUCGCCAACAGGGUACUCCAAAAGUGGAUAGUUUUACAAAAGAUUCUUCUGCGCACUUGGAAGAAGGUAAUGAGCGAUGUUCUACACCGGAAAAAAUCGCUGGCUAUAACCAUAUUUUCGCUUCCCUGUUGCGGACCACUACACUCUAGAACGUGACGCCGCGACGGAUGCUCUCCUGAAGGGAUAAAACUUGAGUGCCGCGAGCAUUUUCGGGAAGGAUCGAAGGAAACAAACAAAACUUUUGACUGUUAGUUAAAUCAAUUAUAGUUGUACUACCUGGAAACGCACGCAUGUAAGCGACUGUUUUUAGAGACAUGUUGCUGAACAUGCAAAUGAACGUUGUAAGUAAUGCAUUGAUGGUGAAACAGCAACAGGAUGUGAAGGACGAGUAAUUUGUACGCCAAUAGAGUAGGUGUAUUCUUUUCCGUUGAUCAGGAAGCAAACAUUUUCUAACUCAACUGCAAAAACACUUGCCUUCUCAAUAGAAAAAGAAAAAGAAAAUAAAGAUAAAAAGCAAGGAAAAUAUAAACGUCCUUAAGCACAUACUUAAGCAAAAAGAAACAAGUUCUGCUAAAGCCUGUCUCGAGGUCGGCAUGAAAUGAAACUUUACGUAUGAAAAAGCUGUAAUCUCAGAUUGAUGAUGGAGAUACAAUGCAAAAGAAUGGUGAGGAGAAACGAAGACGACUAAUCCUAUCAAUAAGCACACCAGCAGCCUAAAAAACCCUCAAGUAGAGAACCGAAAUCUGUGUGCACGUCAAGCGCAAAAUUAAACGACGAAAAAGCGGAAAACACACUAUUUUUACGGUGUAGAACAAAAACGUUUGCUAGAAGGAAGUCGUCAUGACAUUCUUAACCCAACGGACGGAUAUACGGUUAGACGCGGAGUAACGCGUCCAACAUGGGAUAUCAACGCCGCCGUGACUGAUUUUACUUAUCACUGAUUAAAUGGAACGAUGUCUAUGAACCUUCUACCCAUUUUAUCGUAGCUCCCGUAGGUCUCACUUUUACACUGCGUCACCAGCAUAAUCUCGCGAGCGAAGGCAACACAAAAAAAAAAAAAAAAUAAGAAAAAGAGAGCUAUCACUCAUUCGUAUCAUACUGCAUCCU
Anopheles coustani is the source of this 5997-nucleotide messenger RNA. RefSeq names its product serine/threonine-protein kinase par-1 (gene par-1). Gene Ontology annotation, biological process: microtubule cytoskeleton organization; intracellular signal transduction; protein phosphorylation. The record is from RefSeq and is a predicted model, not a curated record. Gene Ontology annotation, molecular function: tau-protein kinase activity; ATP binding; protein serine/threonine kinase activity. NCBI's taxonomy places the organism in Eukaryota, Metazoa, Arthropoda, Insecta, Diptera, Culicidae. Gene Ontology annotation, cellular component: cytoplasm. The transcript is spliced from 18 exons.